Messenger RNA from Setaria italica (foxtail millet), 402 nucleotides. RefSeq lists its product as uncharacterized. Lineage: Eukaryota; Viridiplantae; Streptophyta; Magnoliopsida; Poales; Poaceae. Gene Ontology annotation, biological process: DNA integration. The record is from RefSeq and is a predicted model, not a curated record. Gene Ontology annotation, molecular function: nucleic acid binding. The transcript has a single exon. Bases 1 to 402 code for a protein of 133 amino acids.
AUGGUCGGACUCUUCAAGACCGGUCUGGGUGGCUAUACCCACAUCUUCAUGGCAGUUGACAAAUUCACCAAGUGGAUUGAGGUCAAGGCUAUCAUCAGCAUCAAGUUGGCUAAAGCCACUCAGUUCAUGGAGGAAGUCACACGCCACUUUGAAGUGCCAAACAAAAUCAUCACCGACCUUGGCAAGCAGUUCACAGGCUCCGAGUUCUGGGACUUCUCCCAGGACAACCUCAUCAAUGUGUACUACUCCUUAGUAGCGCACCCGUGCUGCAACAGUCAGGUCGAACAUGCAAAUGGGAUGGUCCUCCAGUCCCUCAAGUUUCGCAUCUUCGACGACACGUCCAAGUACGCCACCAAGUGGCCACGUGAGCUACCCUAUGUCAUCUGGGGCCUACGGACUUAG